This is a messenger RNA of Clarias gariepinus (North African catfish), 3322 nucleotides long. Its product is annotated as occludin. Gene Ontology annotation, biological process: bicellular tight junction assembly; snRNA transcription by RNA polymerase II; positive regulation of transcription elongation by RNA polymerase II. Gene Ontology annotation, cellular component: bicellular tight junction; transcription elongation factor complex; membrane. Bases 173 to 1741 code for a protein of 522 amino acids. Lineage: Eukaryota; Metazoa; Chordata; Actinopteri; Siluriformes; Clariidae. Gene Ontology annotation, molecular function: cis-regulatory region sequence-specific DNA binding. The record is from RefSeq and is a predicted model, not a curated record. The transcript is spliced from 8 exons.
GAGUGAGUGUGUGUGUGUGUGUGUGUGAGAGAGAGAGAGAGAGAGGGAGCGCGCGCGCAAACACACCAGGGCGAAAGUCUGAGAAAUUUCAACCAAAAAUACAAUCUUUAACCAUCUUUAACAGAAGAGGGACAUUUAAAGCCUGGAUCAGAACACCACAGACGUCACCACGAUGUUUGAGAAGCAGCCGUACGACAGCCCGCCCAUGUACAGCCCGCCUUUGAACCAUUUUAGCGCCAUACCCCACGGCAGUUUCCUCCCUCCUCAGAGCGAGGCCGACGCCUACCCCCCGCCCCCUGGGUCGUACUACAUGGCGGAGGAAGUGCCGCAGCAUUUUUACAAAUGGACGUCUCCUCCGGGGAUCGUGAAGAUCAUGGAAUGCGCCGUGGUGGUUCUGUGUCUCGGGAUCUUCGCCUGCGUCGCGUCGACGCUCGUCUGGGAUAUGCAGUACGGCUACGGCCUUGGGCCCGGAUAUGGUCUGGGCGGUUACGGAUCUAGCUACGGAGGCUCCGGGUACUACGGCUCCGGGUACUACGGCUCCGGGUCCAGCUACUAUGGUUCCGGGUACUACGGAGGCUACAACACCAUCAGCCAGUAUUCCGCCAAAACCGCCAUGAUCGCCAUGGCCGCCAUCAACUUCAUCGUGGCUCUGGCGCUCUUUGUGGCCACUUUCUCCAAAACGAGUACCAUCCGGAGCAGGAGAUUCUACCUGAUCGUGCUGGUGUCCGGCGCCAUCCUGGCCGUGCUGCAGGGCAUCAUCAACAUCGUGUACAUCGUCGGCGUGAACCCCAUGGCCCAGAGCACAGCCAGUGCCUACUACAACCCCAUGCUGAUGAUGUGUCAAAGUAUGUACGGGAACAGCAUGACGGGCGGGGGAUUACCGCUCUACAACCAGUACCUCUACCACUACUGCUACGUGGAUCCUCAGGAGGCCGUAGCGAUGGUGUGCGGCUUCUUGGUUGUGAUUGCGUUAGCUGUCGCCGCGUUCUUCUCCUAUAAAACCAGAAGUAGGAUCUGGCGUUAUGGAAAACCCAACGUGUACUGGGACGAACCGCUGACUGGCGGGCCCGAGGGCCGAGACGUGGAGGACUGGGUGAAUAACGUUGGUGAUGGACAGAGCAUCCACGAGGCGUCAGUGAUGUUCUCAGAGAAAGGAGCCCCACUCCCUUUGAACAUGUCUCAGAGUGUCAGCUCCAUCCCCUUCAACAGCGACCCCUACACACCCCCCGCGUACUCAGAGCGUGUGCUGAGUCGCGCUCAGGAGCCGGAGAGUUCGAGUGUGUCUGAGAGAACCGACAGGAAGCCGGCCGCACUGCGCGGGAAACGCCGCCGGAGGAACCCUGAACUGGACGAGUCCCAGUAUGAAACCGAGUACACCACAGGAGGGGAGACUGGGAACGAACUGGACCCCAGUUACUGGAUCAGCGUGUACCCAGAGAUCACGUCGAGCACUCAGAGACAGGAGUACAAGCGCGAGUUCGACUCGGACCUGCGCUCCUACAAACAGCUGUGUGCCGAAAUCGACGACAUCAACGAUGAGCUGAACAAACUGAGCCGAGAGCUCGACACACUCGGCGAGGGGACGAGCAAGUACCAGGUUGUCGCAGAGGAAUUUAACCGUCUGAAGGACCUGAAGCGGAUGCCAGAUUAUCAGGAGAAGAAGCAGCGAUGUCGCCGCCUGCGCCACAAACUCUUCCACAUCAAACGCAUGGUGAAGAAUUACGACCGGGCUCAGCACUAAACCUCCACCUGACCUUUUAACCCCCUCCUCAACCUCCGAGUGUGUGUGUGUGUCUGUGUGUCUGUGUGUUUGUGUGUGUGUGUGUGUGUGGCUGCCAGAAACUGAACCUAAUGAUCAGCCAGCAGCUCAAAAUUCAAACUCCAUUAACGGUUUCUCUACGUGCAUUGGUAUUAAAGUGUGUAUUAAAGUGUGUGUGUGUGUGUGUGUGUGUGUGUGUGUGUGUGUGUGUGAGAGAGAGAGAGAGAAAGGUGGGGCUCAGACUGAUAAGGACUCUGUGAAAAGUUUUGCUUUUUGUAAGCGAUACAGAGAAAUGUACAUUGUGAUAACAAGGGUGUGUGUGUGAUAUUCAGGUUGGGUUUUGGUGCUUUAAGCUUUUUCUCUUUCUGUUCUAAUCUCCUCUUAUCGGUGUGUGUGUGUGUGUGUCGGGGCUAAGAGAAUUCAGUUCAUUACAAAUUUCGAAAAAAUAACAUUUAAAACAUAAAGUUGCAAAUUUUAUAUUUUGUGAUGAAGCGAUGUGUUAAUCAGAUCACACUGAAUCGACUUCGUAUGAAAAUCCGUUUAAGAGUGAUUUAUUUAAUUUUACUUUAUAUGUACAGUUCAAUUACAGACAGAAUCAUAUUAAACACCUACCCCCCCCCCCCCCCCCUCCCCCAAAUCUGGUGUGACCUCUGCAGUAAAAAGUGUGUACAGUGAUUUUGUUUAGACACAUUGCAUCUCACGCUCCUGAACCAUACAGCAGUGUGUGUGUGUGUGUUUGCCACGCACUGAUCAGGUUUAAGGACAAGCUGAUUUAUUUCUUCUUUUAUUUGUCUGAAUGUUCCUCUAUGCAACUCUGAGUAUGUAAGUGCUGUUAAAUCAUCAAUAAUGAUGAAGUCUGUAUUUUUUUAAAUAACUGUAAUAUGAAGAGAUUUGAGUGUACAUCAUCACUGCCGUGUGUUUCUGAUUAAUAAUCACCAGAUCAAACAUCUGUUUAUUUUUCUGUUAGACUUCAGGGUUUACUUUCAUCCUGUGGAUUUUUAUUUUUGUACAAAAACAAUAAUAAUAAUCAUAAUAAUUGACAUCUGUGACUUUUUUUCACUUAUAUUAAUGUUCAUGUUUAAAAAGAAAAAGUGAUUUUUUUUAUUAGUUUAUUAUGUUGUUUAUUUUUUGAAUAAAGUGAGUUUUGUAUUGCAGGUGUUUGUGCAGCUCUGAUCAAACUGAGGCAUCUGUAAACAUGUUAAUGAUCAAAUCCUAAUAAUUACACUGAUAUUUAAUUCAUUAUUUAUAUAGUAAAUUAUUAGUACAAUAAUGAAAAAGUACAAUAAUAAAAAAGAGUAACACGUUCAAUGUUAUUGAUUAAUGUGUAUAUAUAGCACUGAUUAUUACAUUUAAUUACUAUAUUUUGUGCGUGACAAACUGCUUCAAGUGUUAUAUAAAAAUAAAAAAUAUUAAAGAUGUAGGUUGAAUGCAAACGUAGCUGCAAAAAGUUUUAUAUAAUAAUCAGUACAUAUCUAUAAUCUACAGGCUGACCCAUAAGUCAUAGGAAUAAUCUAUAUUUAUGUUUAUUUAAAUAGUUUGUGUAUUUUUAUAGAUCUAUCUGAG